This is a messenger RNA of Stegostoma tigrinum, 4536 nucleotides long. RefSeq names its product butyrophilin subfamily 1 member A1-like. Gene Ontology annotation, molecular function: protein binding. The record is from RefSeq and is a predicted model, not a curated record. The transcript is spliced from 8 exons. NCBI's taxonomy places the organism in Eukaryota, Metazoa, Chordata, Chondrichthyes, Orectolobiformes, Stegostomatidae. Bases 265 to 1755 code for a protein of 496 amino acids.
ACGGAGUGAAUCGCUUGGUCAUUUCAGGACGCAGGUUCUCGGUUUUCAGUCUCACUUUCCACUUCUUGGAAAGGAAAUUUGAUAACCUUCCGGGAACAAGUUUUUUUUAACAACAAGCCCGUUUAAACUUUAACCUCUGGCAACCCCAUCACGCCCGGCUCUUCCAUCCCUGCUUUGCGUGUCGGAGCGUGAGGCUUAUUUCGCGCGGAUCAGGAAAUUGCAGAUUCUCGCUCGGGUUCGCGGAGUGAGAUAAGUCGCUUCGACAUGAACGCGGUGGGCUGGUCAGUUCCACCGUCCGGGCACUUAGUUCCUUCUGGAAUUUCGAACUGGUCAGGUUCCACAUGGACAACCUUGACAAUGACAAUGAUAGCUGUCAGCAUGACCUCCUGGAUAGUCUAUCGGAAAAAAUGCCCAGGGGACGGCCCAGGAUCGGAUCGAAGGUGCAGCCUACUGACUGAGCUGUUUCUGCAGGCCCUCAUACUCUCAGGAUGUGCAUUUGUCUCGUACCUGUGCGACUCGCAGCGAGGUGGGUUCACCAUUAAAGGGCCGGAUUACCCCACCAUCGCCCUCUUGGGGACAGACGUGGUUCUGAACUGCUCAGUGGUAUUCCACAGGGAGGAGUCGAAGCUGCAGGUUGAAUGGAGCAAGCCGGAAUCUGGAGCCAAGGUUCUGGUGUGCGAAGACAUCCCAGAAGGUCCAUGCCGAGACUACUGGGCUGGGGUGCAGCACUUUGAGGGCGAGCUGGGGUCAGGAAACGUGUCGAUCAAACUGCAGGAGGUGAAGGUUUCGGACGCUGGGAGAUAUCGGUGUGCUGUCACAUCCAGUAGCUAUUCCAGCCAUGUGAGCAUGGAGCUGAGCAUUGUGGCUUUUGGAACCAAACCAAGCUUAUCGAUCAGGCAGUCUAGCAACAACAGCUUGGAGUAUACUUGCCAGUCGAAGGGCUGGUUCCCUGAACCGAAUGUCAUCUGGAAAGACAGUGAUGGAAAGAACCUGGUGCCCUUGUCAACAGUGACUAAAGUCAGAGACGCACAGCAACUGUAUGACGUGAAGGUCCAAUACCAGCCAACUGGAGAUGUUACAUCAUCUGUCACCUGCAUCAUCCACGACAGACUCCAUAACAUCAAGGAGGUGUCGACUGCACGUGUGAACGAUUUUCUUCCACAUGUUCAGUUCCCUGUUAGUGAGGCAGAGUGGAGCAGGAUUCAGAGUUACUCGGUCUCUGUGACACUGGACCCGGACACAGCCAAUCCCUGGCUCGUCCUGUCAGAGGGGGGGACCAGCGUGCAGGACAGUGACACCAGGCAAGUGGGGGCCUUCGAUAACCCUGAGAGGUUCCAGGUCAGCCACUGUGUCCUGGCCUCGGGGGGCUUCUCCUCAGGCCAGCACUACUGGGAGGUGGAGGUGGGCCGCAAGGAGGCCUGGGAGCUGGGCGUAGCCACCGAGUCUGUCAACCGCAAGGCCAAAGUGAGCGGGGUGCCCAACACCGGGCACUGGAGCCUGUCGCGCCAGGGCAGGACAGAGUACCGGGCCGUGGAUUGGCCUCCCCCUCUGCAGCCGGGACCAGAGCUGACGCUGGUGGGAGUCCUCCUGCUGUACAGUCAGGGCCGAGUGUCCUUCUUCAACGCAGAGAGGCACCUGCACCUUUACACCUUCACGGCCAACCUCUCGGAGAAAGUGUACCCCUUCUUCUGCCCGGGGUCAUACAACUGGCAGACCAAUGCAGAGCCCCUCCGCCUGCGCAACCCCAGAGCCUAGAGAAAGGUCAGAGAGAGGGGGGGCGGGGGGAGAGAGGGAGAGAGAGAGAGAGAGGACACGUCGCUGACAGGCCCCAGACCUUUCCUGCUCCCACACAGCCUCGGGAAACAGACUCCGAAGGCAGCACCUCGACACAGCCAUGGGCGUAUCCCAUUUAAAUCCUAGGACACGGUGCGCAGUUACGGUCUGACAACUGUCGAGGCAAAAACCAGAAAGCGCUGGAGAAACUCUGUGUCCGGCUGGCUCCGGUGACCUAGCCUCUGAAAUGCCUGUUUUGUGACAUUUGCAGAGCCUGAUGCAUUAUGCAGCCACCAGAGCCCCUGUUGCAACAUGGGAAACUGGUGGACCUUGUUCCUGGAGAUUGCUGUGCACACAGUAACAUACUAAUGUCCAGAUGAAUAGUCUCAUCACGUGUGGAGGUCCGAUACAUGUCAGUCCUAUGACCAUAACUAAUAGGAGACAAUCUAAUCACUGCCCCUUGGCAUUCAACACUGUUAUCAUCACUGAAUCCCCCACUAUCAACAUCCUGGGGCUUAUCAUUGACCAGAAACUCAACAGGACUCGCCAGAAGCUAGGAAUACUGUAGUGAGUAACUCACCUCCUGACUCCCUAAAGCCCUGUCCCAUCAUCAAGGCACGAGUCAGAAGUGUGAUGGAAUACUCCCCACUUGCCUGGAUGGGUGCAGCUCCAAAAACAAAAGAAGUUUGACCCAAUCCCCGGACAAAACAGCCUGCUUGACUGGCACUGUAUCCACAAGCAUCCACUCGCUCCACCACCGACGCUCAGUGGCAGUGUGUACUAUCUACAAGAUGCACUGCAGAAAUUCACCAAAAAUCUUCAGACAGCACCUUCCAAACCCAUGACCGCUACCAUCUAGAAGGACAAGAGUAACAGAUACAUGGGAACACCACCAAGUUCCCCUCCAGGCCACUCAUCAUCCUGACUUGGAAAUAUAUCACUGUUCCUUCACUGUCACUGGGUCAAAAUCCUGGAAUUCCCUCCCUAAGGGCAUUGUGGGUCAACUCUCAGUAGGUGGACUGUAGCAGUUGAUCAUUUGUGGGACAUCCAUAUCCCACAAACAGAUUGAAGCGGCAAAAAAAAAGUCCUGGAUAUAUAUCUGUCUGGGUGCUGCGUGUGUCACUCCUGGGUGUUCAUAGUUCUGAGGAAAAGUCAUUGACUCAAAUUUUUAAACUCUUUCUCUCCAUGGAUUGCUGAUUUUUUUUUCAAGAAUUUGUUUUGGCUCAUUUGUGAUCCAUUACCAUAUCCUUGAGGCAGAGUCGAGGGGCUAAUCAUUAGAUUUUCUUUAAUACUUUUUAAAAAAAACUUAAUGUGGUUUGGUGCGGUGAGCUAAAGUUGACCCUUGAACUGUGGUCAGCAAUUUGUGCAGCUAAAAGAAACAAACUAUUGUUUCUUUGUGAAACCAAGCCUGGAAGUUACUUGCAAGUUUAUUCUUAUUUUUAAAAAAAUGCUCCACAGAUGCUUUUAUGCUGGAGCAGCAAUAUGCUUAACCAGAUAGCAGAGAUAUUUGGCCAUUAGUGAGGUCAGUACCUGGAAAUUGGUUCCAGCAAGUCUGGAAGAGACACACUUCUCAAGUGAACAAUAACUAGGAUCUCUCAGAGGAGGCAGUCUGACAGGGAGAGGUCAGAGUCUUGAACUGGGCUUUGGACUCUUCUAGGAGGGAGGAGUCUAGGCUAUUGAUACGAUAGGUUGCAGAUUUGAAAGUUCCCUGCCUGACCCUCCAAUACCUGAUAACGGACAUUCUCAGACCAGAAACACUUUUAAGCAUUGUGGACUUCCUCUGAAUGAGCUGAAAAGGUUUGACUGUUUUUGUUUGUCUCUCGUUGAGGAUAACAAAGAUUAUUGGGUUUUAAAAUCAAUUAUUUUAAUUUUGCUCUGAUAAAGUCACUGUAUUGCUCAUAAAUUGCCAAGUCUUUUGUUUAAACUGCAAAGAUGGGUUCCAGAGUGAAUUAUUCAGAGUCUGGGAUUGUUUAUUCCAAAGUUUGUGAAGGAACCAUUGCAGUUAAUUGAGGGUCUUUGAAGGCUUUAAUUUGGUUGUGUUGAGAAUGCAGAAGCUGAUUGAUUUGGUUGCCUGCCUGUCUCUAUGCUAAUAGAGAAAGGGACUCAAUCUGACUAUCACUGGACAAGACAUUACAAUCAUGGUUGCUUAAUAAAUCACUUGACCAGCCUGCUGCCACCUCCAGGCCACUUACAAUGAGACAGACAGCCAAGGAAAAUCUGGAUUUUGCAAUCUCACGCAAGAUUUUAAAUUGGGAAUUGACUGGAUGCUGAGGACGAGUGGAAGAUAAGCUCGCUCCAGAAUGCUAGUGCCUAAUGCAAAACAUGCACCAUUCCACUCUGCAUCAGCAGCGAUCUUAGCUGUCACCAGUUUUAAAAGAGGCAAGCUCCCUCAACAGAGAUUCCAACUUGAAGGAAUCCUGCUGAGAAAUCUUUCCAAACACUCAUGGUGUGGUCUUGUGCCAGUGAGCAGUAAAAGGGACUGCAACUGAUGGCUUCCUGCUCAGUGAUCUCCUCUCCCUCAACAGCCUGGCAAAAAAAAAUCUUACUACAGAAGUCAUCCUAGUUUACUGGAUCUGACUUCAUACUGACCUGUUCAGUGAUAAGGAACGGAAGCAACAGGCCCCAGUGGAAUAUGGCAGUGACGGGGAUUUUUUUCAUUUUUUGUUUUGUUUUAAGCUUUGUCUAAUUUAUUGUUAAAAUAUUUUGUCUCUUUGCCUCUGGGGAGCUCUCAAGUAAUAAAGCUGUAACCUUUAGUUGAUUUCA